AUGAAUCCAGAUCAGCUGCGCAAAUCAGGGACGAAGAAGAGGAAGAGGAGGAAGAAGACGAAGAAGAGGAAUCGGGAGAAGAGGAGCCAAGACGCGGAAAAGUUGCGUUAUGCAGCUACGACAGACCCCUUGCCCCCCUCUCCCCCCUCCCUCUUCCCCAGAUGCCUGGCUCUGAUCCUGGGUACCGCAGUGUUCGUAGCCCCCUCGGUUUGUUGGCGUGUUGUGGUCAUCAGGCGUUAG
This is a messenger RNA of Knipowitschia caucasica, 240 nucleotides long. The record is from the annotation of a GenBank genome assembly. Lineage: Eukaryota; Metazoa; Chordata; Actinopteri; Gobiiformes; Gobiidae.